Penicillium longicatenatum is the source of this 213-nucleotide messenger RNA. RefSeq lists its product as uncharacterized. Bases 1 to 213 code for a protein of 70 amino acids. The record is from RefSeq and is a predicted model, not a curated record. NCBI's taxonomy places the organism in Eukaryota, Fungi, Ascomycota, Eurotiomycetes, Eurotiales, Aspergillaceae. The transcript has 2 exons.
AUGUCCAGCACGAAGCGAAAUGGCGAGCGAUGGGUGUCGGUCGAGGGUUGGGUGGAGGUGUGGAUUGUCGUUCGUUCGUUCUACGAAGCGCUUUGGGGGGUGGGCUAUGUCAGCGGUGACCCAGUAGCCGAGAUGAGGCUAGGAAACCUCGACAAGAAACAAGACAAUACCCAAAACCGAACGGGGGGUGGUCGAAUGGAGGAAGAAAGUUGA